GCCACGCUUCCUCCGUCUGUGUCCCUGUCUAAACCCAUUGGCUGUCAAGUCAGCGUCGGAGUGGACGGUGAAGGGAGCCGCUCGGAUGGACAUGGCAGAGAAGAAGGUGUCUCGGUGGUACUUCGGGGGCAUCGCUUCGUGCGGGGCUGCCUGCUGCACGCACCCACUGGACCUCCUUAAGGUCCACCUACAGACACAGCAGGAAGUGAGGAUGAGGAUGACGGGGAUGAUGAUGCAUGUGGUGCACAGGGAGGGGGUCCUGGCAUUGUACAGUGGCCUCAGUGCCUCCCUCUGCAGACAGAUGACGUACUCGCUGACCCGGUUUGCCAUCUAUGAGACGGUGCGGGACAUGAUGUGGGGAGCCAGCCACGGUCCCAUGCCCUUUUACCAGAAGGUUCUUCUGGGAGCUUUCGGAGGGCUUGCGGGGGGCUUUAUUGGGACACCUGCAGACAUGGUUAAUGUCAGGAUGCAGAAUGAUGUGAAACUGUCGCCUGAACUCAGGAGGAACUAUGCUCAUGGUCUGGAUGGGAUGUUCCGCGUGUGGAGGGAAGAGGGACUGAGGAAGCUGUUCUCUGGAGCCACAUUGGCCUCCAGCAGGGGGGCGCUGGUUACUGUAGGACAGCUCUCCUGCUAUGACCAGGCCAAGCAGCUGGUGCUGGGGACGGGAGCCAUGUCAGACAACAUCCUCACCCACUUCUUGGCCAGCUUCAUCGCAGGAGGCUGUGCCACAUUCUUAUGCCAGCCUCUGGAUGUGGUGAAGACCAGGCUGAUGAACUGUAAAGGGGAAUAUGAGGGAGUGAUGCACUGCCUGACAGACACAGCCAAACUGGGACCGAUGGGCUUCUACAAGGGCCUGGUUCCGGCUGCAAUCCGCCUGGUCCCCCAAACGGUGCUGACAUUCAUCUUCCUCGAGCAGCUGCGGAAAUACUUUGGUGUCAUCAUGAUCGCCUGAGCGUGACCUUUGACCCCCCCAUGGUGUCAGCCUCACUUCCUGUUCCUCUGGCACACCCCCCCCCCACCCUUUUGGCCGGCAUUGUGCCGGUUGGAUGGGCAGGAUGGCUGAAAGAAUCCCCAACCCCACCUCCACUGGUGGGUAAGAUCCUGGCUGACUCGCUGGGAAGCAAACAUCAAUUUCCCACCGGAAAGUGUGCAAGACCGUAUCCAGUCAAUUAAAAACGUCCAAUAACAACGUUAUUUUACCCAAGACAAUGUAGGGGACGAGCUGACACAUUGUGAUGGGCACCUCGUCACCUCUCUCCCUGACUCCGCCCCCCGCAGAGCAAUUGGCUGUAGUGCGGACAGAAGUGCUGCCCAACCCUCCAGCCAAUCAGCUGCAGGGAGUUACUGGACUGCUGUGGAGCUGAAAGUGCGACUGAUCUGGAAUCAGCGGUCAUCUGGUUCAGAGUGUGAUGAGGUGAUGGUUAUUGAUCAAAAAUAAUAAUAAUUGUGUUCUGACUGGUGUAAGCAUCCCAGAUCUGUGUCCAUGAGAUGGUUGAAGUGAAUGAAGUAUUUCUGGAAUGGAGGUCAUAUCGAGGGUACUGGAAUGGAAUGGACUGCACCCAUUGUGAUCUCGACUUACUCGUCAGCAGUUAUGGAAGGAUCAUAGACGGCCUCUACUAACAACAUCAGAGCUAUAUGAAGUGUUUAAUUUACCGUUAACAUCCAGCAAAUUAUUCUUCCUGCUUUUAUUCUUUCACAAUCAUUCCUUUUUGUGUUAUACUUUAGACAUUAGUGACAGGGAGUUUCACGUAUUCCCUAAUAGGUAGAACUGCAAUGAACUCUGAAGCACUUGCUCAUAAAAACCAAUCACAAGACAUGGAUGCCCAUUGCAAAAAGCCAUCACUGGAUCAUGAUUGGGUGAUAUCAUUGAUGGGACAUGAUAGCACGUAGCUCAUUUGGGGUAGUUCAUGAACCCUCAUACAGUAGGUCUUGCACACAGACAGCACGAUCGCACAGUGACAUUUAACUGAGAAAUAACCCACAAGCUGAGAAGCACAAAAUCAGAACAAGAUAGGUGACAGAACUAAAUGUGUAUAAAUGUGAAAAUAUCCAAUUUGUAGUUUAACUUUUAAAAAUGUCGUUUUGAGUUUUUGGAAAAACGUUUUAUUGAGAUUAGCUCCACCUUAUGCUCAUAACGCAUCAGAAUUGUAAAAAAGCUGUUCAAUCAUCUGUUUGGAGUUGCUUUCUUUGUGACAGUAAAGAACGACCUCCUUCUCUGAAUGAACGUGCUCUGUGCUUGUCUUUGCAGAAAGGUAAAUGUUUUUUGUCUGUACGUGAAAGACAAAUUAGUCUCCUGUCUACUUUCUUUCAAACCUGUCGGGAUUGCACGCCUUUCCUUCCCUUGGUCUACAGGGGGCACUGUUGUACCACAGAUUUCUGCUGUGAAUGUGAGGCUGUCAGGCAGA
This is a messenger RNA of Conger conger (European conger), 2405 nucleotides long. Its product is annotated as mitochondrial dicarboxylate carrier-like. The transcript is spliced from 11 exons. The record is from RefSeq and is a predicted model, not a curated record. Bases 86 to 952 code for a protein of 288 amino acids. Gene Ontology annotation, molecular function: sulfate transmembrane transporter activity; succinate transmembrane transporter activity; thiosulfate transmembrane transporter activity. Lineage: Eukaryota; Metazoa; Chordata; Actinopteri; Anguilliformes; Congridae. Gene Ontology annotation, biological process: succinate transmembrane transport; malate transmembrane transport; thiosulfate transport.